UUUCCCACACCUCAUACACACACAAAGAUCUACAACUACAUCUCUGUCUUGCAUUAAUCAGAAGUGCAUAAUAGAAAAUUUCAUAACUAAUCAGAAUGCGUUACCUAGCACAGUAUUUCAGAAGUUUUUGCUAUAAUUACUGUUUUUGCCUUUGUUACUUUGAGUAGUAUUGAAUUGCGGUGAGAGCAUCCAUCACUCCACGGGUCCCCAUGCCUAGACCCACUGACUGACCAGGGGUGACGUGUGGAGGGUAGGAACAUUAUGUCAAGAUUCCUCAGGCACUGAAAGUGUUUGGUUCAUCACGUUUCCACAGGCAUUAUGAAGUAGAGUGAGCACAGGAGAAUAAUGUGGCCUAUUCAGAGACCUUGAGGCUCAAACUUCUGUUUUCAUCCCGGAAAGGAGUUCCCUUCAACUUGUCACUUCUGUCCUGAGGAUGUAAUAAAACUGAUCUCAGUUUCUCCGUGCCGUCAAUCACACCAAAUUUAUUAGCUAGAGGUGACCUGAGACACUAUGGCAGAAUUACAGGAGGCAGUACUCAAGCCAGAGCGCAAGAGCUCUCAGGAAGUUCCUGAGGUCUGUCAGGACUCACAACUGAUGAUAAAAUUUCGGGAGUAUUCAAAAAUGCUUGACGAGAAAAAUGACAAGUAUGAGCGUAUUUACAAGACCAGCAGGGACAUUACCGUCCGAAGCAAGAGGGUCAUUUUCACCCUUCAUAGAAUUCCAGGUGUGACAGAAGAAGUAAAGGAAAGCCUGAUGUCAUCUGCUGCUAAUGAACUGAGAGACAUUGAGCAGACUUUGAUGAAGCACAUAGCAAUGGAAUUAAGGGAUGAAGACCCACAUCAGUUUGUGUAUGCUUAUACGUCAGGUAUUCAAGAAUAUAUAGAAGCUCUCUCGUUUCAUUAUUUUUUGAUGACUGGUACAAUAAUCAGUCACAAUGAUGCACAGAAGAAAGUGACUUUUGGGAAUGGGAAAGAGGACCAUGCAGAUGUGGUGCCCCUCAGUGUCCUCCUUCAGCCCAAGGAAUACAUUCUGGGCAUUGCUGACCUCACAGGUGAACUCAUGCGUUUCUGCAUCAAGUGUGUCAGCACCGGUGACUUUGACAAAUGUUACAAGAUCUGUGACAUUCUCAAGACAAUGCAUGGAGGCUUCCUGUCUUUAGGUUACAUUCCAGCCAAGGAGCUCUACCAUAAAAUGAUGGUGUUUAAGUCAAGCUUACACAAAGUAGAAGAGGCAUGUUAUUCAUUACAGCUACGCAAGUCUGAAGUUCCCGCUGAAAUGCUAAGUGAUGUAUUUGCUAUGUAUGAUGCUGAUGAAAACCAUGCUCAUUUCAUGUAAUGUUCAUUGCUUUUAUCAUUAUCAGAAUCUUGUCAUAUUUAAUGUGGAGGUUCAGAAGUUGGUAGAAAAUUUGCAGCUAGUAAGAGGAUGUGAAGGACAUAAAAAUUAUGAUAAAAGCAGUGACCUUAAAAGUUUGAAACACUGAAAAGUUUACAUGAUAUGUGAAAGAUUCCUUGUAGAUUGAGGGAUUUUUGAGUCAAAUAUAUUGAAUGAAAUGUCGGUCAAGAAAUAUGAAUAAGUGAUCAAGGAAAAUGCAAACCAAUAUCGAGGAGGAUGUCUGAAUGUUGACAGAUAAGGAUUAGCAGAUCUGAGGUGCAGACAACUUCCUCACAGUUUUAUAACAUUUGAGGAUGUUAGGGCAUAGAAUUAGUUCCUUUUCUCUUUUUUUUCACAUGAAAAGCUUCGGGGCCAUGUGGUCUAAAGAACCCCCUGCUGUGUAACUGAAGGGUUUUCUGUUUAAGCAAAGGAAGCAGCCUUGUGUAAUUUGAAUAUUGUAUAAAGAGAUAUGGUGACAGGUGAUGGACAGGUUAUUACACUUGGCUUAUAACCACAAGAUCUAUAGUUCAAAUUGCCAGUCACGUAAUUUUAGUAUCUUCUUUCACACUGUGGUUCUGAUCACUUAAGAGAAAAGAGGUUAUUAUGAAGUCAUGACAUAACUGUCUGAUAGGAAUGAAAGGCUAGUAAUGCUGCCCUCCUCCUGGUGUGCAAGGGCCCUACAAAAGUGGAAGGACAACAAUCAUGUACUUUUGUGUGUGUGUGUGUGUGUGUGUGUGUGUGUGUGUGUGUGUGUGUGUGUAUCUUUGGUGGAAGAGACCAGAAUUAGUCUAUGGUGGCAAACAAAUAAAAAAGAUCUGAAAAUAAUAAAGAUAUCCACCUUAA
Molecule: messenger RNA, 2214 nt
Organism: Scylla paramamosain (green mud crab)
Lineage: Eukaryota; Metazoa; Arthropoda; Malacostraca; Decapoda; Portunidae
Gene: Trax
Product: translin-associated protein X-like
Exons: 5
Coding region: 511-1335 (274 amino acids)
Cellular component (GO): nucleus; cytoplasm
Molecular function (GO): RNA binding; RNA endonuclease activity; sequence-specific DNA binding
Source: RefSeq, a predicted model, not a curated record